Molecule: messenger RNA, 1501 nt
Organism: Sitophilus oryzae (rice weevil)
Lineage: Eukaryota; Metazoa; Arthropoda; Insecta; Coleoptera; Curculionidae
Product: secretion-regulating guanine nucleotide exchange factor
Exons: 2
Coding region: 14-1111 (365 amino acids)
Source: RefSeq, a predicted model, not a curated record
AUUUGUUUUGACCAUGGCUCUUUAUGCUUGGGGCGCCAAUAGCUAUGGGCAGUUAGGAAUAGGCUACAAAUCUGAUGCAGAAAUUAAGCCACAAAAAGUUGAACUGAGGGGAACUGAUUUGAAAGCAGAAGAGAUUGUUUCUAUUGCCGGCGGAGGUGGCCAUACGUUAAUUUUAACUUCCAAUGGGUUUGUUUACUGCUGUGGAUGGAACUCAAAGGGCCAGUUGGGCCUGUCUGAUGAUACUUUAACAUUUACUCAGAUUGAUAUUUUGAAGGAGUUUAAGGUUGUACAAAUAUCAUGUGGUUGGGACUUCAGUGCUGCUGUGUGUGAAUGUGGAAAGCAGUUUGUAUGGGGCAACAAUCAAUAUACUCAACUUGGCCUUUCAAAGAGCAUUACCUGCACUGGGAUUCCUUCAAGAUUACAAGUUUCUCAGAAAUUAGCUACAGGUUUCAAGCAAGUUAGUUGUGGAUUACGGCAUUCAGCUAUGAUUACCAAAGAUGGUGGUCUUUUGGUAGCCGGUACUGGUGCUAAAGGCCAACUGGGAUUGGGUGAUAAUUUUGAUGAUGAUAAUUACUUAAGUAUAUCAAAAGUUCCAGAUUUAUAUGAUGUAAUUAGUGUAGCCAGUGGGCAGAACCACACUGUAUCGUUAAAGGAAAAUGGUACAAUCCUCAGUUGGGGUGAAAACAAAUAUGGUCAACUUGGUGUCGAUACCAGUGUAGCUAUUAGUUUUAUACCUUUGGAGGCAUUUCACCUUGAGGGUCUCAGUAGUGUGUAUGCUGGCUGGACACACAGUGCAGCAUUGGCAAACAAUGGAGAUGUUUUUAUUUGGGGCAGAAACAAUUAUGGUCAGCUAGGAUCGGGAAGAGCCAAUGCACUCUUUAAGCCUGAAAAGCUUGAUACUUUAAGCAAUGUUAAUCAAUUGAGCCUUGGCUCGGAACAUAAUUUGGCAGUAACCAAGGAUAACAAGCUUUAUUCCUGGGGAUGGAAUGAGCACGGUAGCUGUGGUACUGGUGAUAAGAAAGAUGUGAAAAUUCCAACACAAAUCUUAAAUAGCAAGAAAGUUAAAUAUGCUUUUGCCUGUACUGGCACUUCAUUUGCCGUUGUUGAAUAGCAUUAAUUUAGACUUCAUUUUUUCUUUAUAAUGAUUUUAAAAUUGUUCAUAUAAGUAUUUUUAUAAGAAAUGUAAUUAUUGUAUCGGCUCAUUAAUUUUUUUUAUAAUAAAUAUGAUUUUCAUGCAUGGUAAAGUUCAUAUAUUGAUUUUUUCUACGGUUGUUACUGGCAACUUAUUGUUUGUAUCCAUUUAUAUAUUUCAUUGCAUGUGACAAUUGCAACAAAACUGUGUGAAAAAUAUGUUGCAUUCAUUUCGUCCUAAAAAUAGUAGGUAAAUUAUUUUUUUACUAGGUUUUAUCCUUUAUUCCAAGAUUAUAUUUUUACAUUUAAUACAGUUAUGUAUAUAAUUUUGAAACUUAUAUCAAUAGAUUUCUGUGGAAAUGCCUAAAAA